Andrographis paniculata is the source of this 1430-nucleotide messenger RNA. RefSeq lists its product as uncharacterized. Gene Ontology annotation, molecular function: nucleic acid binding. Bases 148 to 1029 code for a protein of 293 amino acids. The record is from RefSeq and is a predicted model, not a curated record. NCBI's taxonomy places the organism in Eukaryota, Viridiplantae, Streptophyta, Magnoliopsida, Lamiales, Acanthaceae. The transcript is spliced from 6 exons.
GCGAUCUUUGAAAAUUAGGGCCCAGACAGACCUGUCAAAUUAGGGCAAAAUUGUAGAGGGGGUGCUUUCGUUCACGAAGACCGCAAGAGCAUCAGCAGAAUUCUUCGCAACUGAUAUACCAUUUCUAUUCUUCGAAAGUUCGAUUCAAUGAGUCUCACCCAAUUUGCCAUGGUUGAAGAGUUAGCUAGUCUUGUUAAAGACAACUUGCCUUGCAAGCAUCUCAUUUUGUCGAUAGAAGAGAUGUUAGUUGAUGUUCUUCAGAAUGACACAAGUAUAGGUCAAGUGCUUGAGUUGGAGCCCAUGAAUCCUUAUGAGCGUUUGCUCGUGCAUCGUCUUGCUGAGAUCUUUGGGUUUUCUCAUCAUUCUGUUGGUGAAGGAGAAGCCAGACACCUAAUGUUGGAGCGCUGCCCAGAGACAUCAAUACCUCCCAUCCUCGUCACUGACUUACUGUGGCAGUUUGGUGAAGUGCCAUCUCCUACGAUUUAUGAUGUACCAAGACAAAAAAAUGUUGUGACAGGCCAAAGUGAUGUUACAGCCGGUGAAACUUCGCUGAAGGAGAGAGAAGCAAACUAUAAAGCUGCCCGGGACAUUAUUUUUUCUUCAGAUACACAGACUCACCUGGUCAAGCAGAGGCCAAGAAAUGACACAGUAGUUGCUCGUCGUAUGAUCUCUCAUGCGCUUGGUAAAAUCAACAAGGAGCCGUCUCAAGAGCACAGUUCCGGUGGAAUGGAUCAAAUGAAUGUCUCCUGUCGAAGCAACAGCCACACUUCUUCGAAUGCCUCAUCUGAUGCGCAGAAUUUCAAUGGAGCCGAGUCGUCUACAAGUAAAUUGGCGCAACAGAAAAUCAACUUAGCCCAACGACAAAAGGAAGGCUCUUUGUCAGAACAAAAGGACAGCAGCAACCAUGAAAGCCAGACGAGGAAUGAGCAAAUGGGAGCUGCGAAGAGGCUAUUUGCCAAUGCCCUCGGAAUAGAUAAAAGAGAUAUCAAUCGAUCCAAGAACAGCAUAACAAAGAAGACAAAUGGAUGAGCUUUAGACUCGAGUUUAUGGAUCACUCAGUGGAUUCUAUUGACAUGACUGAGAUUUGGAAGCUUUUUGGCAUCUUAAUCUGUAGCCAUAUCGAAAAUUGGUGCUCUAAAAGAUUGACUGUCGAUGUUCAUCUCAAUAGACUCAAAGAUUGGUCAUAUGGCGAAAGAAAGAGCUUAUAAGAGCCAUUGUUAUAAAUCUUUUGCAGUGCUUUGUGUAAAACAUAUUUACUUUGAAUGUAUAUAGAUUUUCAAAUGUGGUUUGCUACUUUUCGAGUUUUGGUACUCAGUAAGCCUAAAGGCAAGUGCAAUAGUUUGUAAACCAUGCUAGUUAGAAAACUCAAUUUAGAAGACAUUGGUAGGAUAUAAAUCGGCCAAACAAAAGACAAACCUAGCUACUUCGAG